Anopheles darlingi is the source of this 2125-nucleotide messenger RNA. RefSeq names its product phenoloxidase-activating enzyme 1-like. Gene Ontology annotation, molecular function: serine-type endopeptidase activity. The transcript is spliced from 5 exons. The record is from RefSeq and is a predicted model, not a curated record. Bases 158 to 2125 code for a protein of 655 amino acids. NCBI's taxonomy places the organism in Eukaryota, Metazoa, Arthropoda, Insecta, Diptera, Culicidae. Gene Ontology annotation, biological process: proteolysis.
UUCAUCGUUCGGUCGGGAUCGGAUGGAGCCGUGAUAAUCUACCUCGAAGGUUACGAUCUUUCCGACGUUGCUUCAAUCCCCGGUGGGACCGCAGUUGAAGCGUCGCCGUUAAUCGGGCAGCACGCGCAAGUGAUUCAAAACAUCGGCGGCCAUCAUCAUGUUCUCCUGGCGCUUCGUUUUGUCAAUCGGUGUGCUGUUAGCGUUGGUGGCCGGAACUAAGAGCGAGGGAGUGUGUACGACACGAUCAGCCAACCCGCAGCAAGGCCGUUGUGUGCCUGUUUCGAAAUGUGCCCCGAUAAAACAGCAUCUGCUGCGCUUACAGUUCCGUGAGACCGACGAUUAUGUAGCGUUUCUGCGAGAGCGUGCUUGUGGCCAUGGCAAGGAUGGGACGCUCCAUGUGUGCUGUACCGGGAAGCUGUCGAGCGGUGUUCGUCCCGAGCUAUCGGAUAAUCCUGACGCAGCUAGCUGUCCAACGGAUUGCACCCCGUUGGAGCACUGUCCGAUGGUGUACGAGCGAAGUGCGGUCCUGCAGAAGCGCUACGAUCGAAGAUUGCAUCGACUGUUGAAACGUAACUUUUGCCACGAUGAAGCCGGCCAGCUGUACGUGUGUUGCGAUCCGGAGCAGUUCACGAGUCCGGCCAGCAUCGGAGCCCAGCUGGAGAAGCGUGUCAGCUGGCAGGCCUGCACUACACCGUUCGGUGAUGAGGGAAAAUGCGUACCACCGGCCCGCUGCUCGAUGGUAGACGAUCCGAACACGAUCGCUUCCGAGCUGGAAGCGUUCAUGGUUGGCUGCGAUCCGGUGAUGGAGCAGCCACAUCUCUGCUGUACCGACGGGCUGCUGAUCUACGAUCAGGAGAUGGGCCAAGAGUGUGAAACUAAGGCUGGGUUGUCGGGAGUCUGUUCGGAGGCGGAACGGUGCCUGGAUUUUAUCGAAUCCACCGAGAAGGAUGUGUACGUCCGGAACAACUGGUGCUACACUAAUCUACAGCAAGUGGACUAUCUUUGCUGUGCUAGCGACCGCAUCAAGGAAGCACCAGCCGUCGAAUUCGGCGUGCGUGCUGGUGAGAACGCGCCGGAAUGUACCACACCGAUGAAUCGACCGGGGCUGUGUGUCCCUUUGGCUGAAUGCACUCCGGUGUCGCGGUUAUUGCGACAAAUAUCGGCGCGCGGAACCGCACCGACGGCUGACGAGACAAUGUUUCUGCGUAGUUCUGUCUGUACCGCACCGACUGGGGCAUCGGGAUAUCAUGUUUGUUGCGAUGCAACGACAGUUCAGACGGCAUCUACAACCGCAGCACCAACUCGCGUUGCUACUACUGCAGCACCAGCAUCUCCUUUGCUCAAUCAUCCAAACAUUCGUCUGUUUGACCGCAACGCGUGUGGUGUACCGGCAACGGUCAAUAAGAUCGCCUUCGGACAGAAGGCCCGAUUGUUCCAGUAUCCCUGGAUGGCAAUGAUCAUCUAUAUGUCCGCCGGGGUCGAGAGUGCGAAUUGUGCCGGUACCAUCAUCAAUAACCGUUACGUGCUCACGGCAGCCCACUGUAUCGAUGGCCAGAUGGAGCGCUUAUUGUACGUAAGAAUUGGGGAAUUCGACACUCGGACCGAUCCCGACUGUGAAGAUGAUUCCUGUGCCGCUCCGAUUCAACGGUACGGUGUCACAGAGUCCCGCUUUCAUCCCAACUUUUCUCGUAUCGUCCGUUCCGGGCACGACAUCGGAUUGUUAAGGCUUAAUCGUACAAUCGACUUCAGCACGGGAGACGUUUCACCAGUCUGUCUCCCAUUCACGACCGGGUUGAUGGGGUUCGAUCCGACGAUGUACUGGAUUACUGGCUGGGGACUUACGGAACGGUUAGAGAUUAGCCCCGUACUGCUGCAGGCGCGCAUCCCUUCCGUGGCGUGUAGUUUGUCGAACUAUGCAAUCUGUGCCGGAUUCGGCAAUGCCACGCUGCACUGUGAGGGCGACUCUGGUGGGCCUAUGAAGGCGCAGGUGCCAGAGUACAACUUCCGCUACGUCCAGUACGGUGUGAUCUCGGCUGGACCGCGCUGUGGUGCCUCCGGUGUGCCUGGUAUCAGUUCCCGUGUUUCUUAUUUCGUACAGUGGAUACUUGAUAAUAUGAGAGAAUAA